Messenger RNA from Protomyces lactucae-debilis, 1471 nucleotides. RefSeq lists its product as uncharacterized. Bases 273 to 1403 code for a protein of 376 amino acids. The transcript has a single exon. The record is from RefSeq and is a predicted model, not a curated record. NCBI's taxonomy places the organism in Eukaryota, Fungi, Ascomycota, Taphrinomycetes, Taphrinales, Protomycetaceae.
CAACUCGGGACUGCAACAGAUUGACACAAAAUCAGGGAACUAUCAGCAGCAUACACGGCAUAGAUAGGGACGGGAGGGAGUGUCUGUCGAAGAGGAGGGAGCACUGAUGAGCUACUCUCUAGGACUGCUUCUAUUUACGAGGAUAUAGUUGCUUAGGUAAGCAGGAACGCGAAAUAUCAGCACGUGUCUGUUGUAGAUAGCUACAGUCUACAGAUGAGAGUGUCUGGGCAGUAGAUGUAUAGAUGAGCAGAGAGUGCUGCUGAGUACUAGCUAUGAAAGAGAGAGUGCUGAUUCUCCCUGUAUUGCUCUGUCCCUGCUCUGGACUGGGGCAGCAACAACGAGCCAUGCCAUACCCAAAGACCAGCAGGAUAAAGCAGGACACUGUGCAGUCAGAGCAGGACACAGCAGGACACUGCACAGUCAGAGCAGAACAGUCUUCGCUUCUCUGCACUGACACCGUAUCCCUUGCACAUCCUUGCACAGACUCGCUCCCCUCCAGACAGUGCACAGACUGGCACACCUCAUACACUGCACAGACUUGCACACAGACACACACACACACACUCUCUCUUGAACCAGCUCCCAUCCUCUCUCUCUCUCUUCAUCAACCACACACUCUCUGUCUGUCUAUCAUCAAUAUGCAUCUGCCUUUGCUACUCACAUCCUUCGCUGCACUUGCUCUCCUCGCCCUCGCUGCACCACAACCGCACACGCAGCAGCAGGUCCACACACACAAACGCCGCCAGCUCUUCCUCUCAGACAUCCAGAAACUCUACCAAGAUGCCAUCCUCGCCCAGCUUGCUUCCACAACCACAGACGCCUCUCAGACAAGUGCUACGCCUGCUAGUGCACACGUCGCCCUCGCACUCUCAGAGACAAGUGCGCUGCCCACGCAAGGUCCUGCUGUCGCUACACACACAACGCCUGAACGUCUCGAUUCUGCUGGACUCGGUGCACAAGGUGAAGCACAGACAACCACACAGCAGCACGACAAACUCGUGACGAUCUUCGCAGUUGUAUCGUGCGUCUUGCUGGUCAUCUUGCUCUCAUGCAUCGCUGCGCUUGUCUUGCUCUAUAGACGCUACACUGCCUUGAUGGCAUCCACACCAAAUCAGCAGACAGGCACGCAUCCAGCAGUGCUGCUUCCCAACAAGGAAGAAAAGGAUGCAUUGAUGAGCUACAAGGCGUUUUGGGAGCGAAAGAGACGCAGUGCAAUGAGCUCCGUGAGUGAGGAAGCGAGGAGUAAGGAAGCACCAGCAGUAGCACGUCGCGGGAGCAGUGAUUCGCAGGCGUCUUCAUCGACGGCUGGACCGUUGCCUGUGUAUGCUGUCUCUGAGCCUGUUGUCAUCCCGGACAUCCAGGUACAUGAUGAGCGAUUGGCACCGAGUGCUCCUCGUUACUAGCAUCAUCUUCCUUUCUGUUGUAGCUCUUCCCAUGACUUAUCCUCUCUUCUGUUCCUGAAUCUCAAAAU